This is a messenger RNA of Lontra canadensis (Northern American river otter), 744 nucleotides long. RefSeq names its product LEM domain containing 1 (gene LEMD1). Lineage: Eukaryota; Metazoa; Chordata; Mammalia; Carnivora; Mustelidae. The transcript is spliced from 6 exons. The coding region runs from base 116 to 664 and encodes 182 amino acids. The record is from RefSeq and is a predicted model, not a curated record.
UAGAAACCUUGGGUGAAAGUCCCCCAGCUUUAGUAACUAACCCAACUGCAUAGACUUUAGACAACCAUGUAAAGGGAUUCCACUGCCUGAAAGAGACCCAACUCCUCGUCACACCAUGGUGGAUGUGAAGUGUCUGAGGGACUAUGAGUUACAGCAUGAACUUAGUAAGCUCGGAUUCUCACCUGGACCAAUACUCCCUUCCACCAGAAAAGUGUAUGAAAAAAAGUUAGUGCAGCUGUUGGUCUCACCUCCCUGUACACCACCGGUGAUGAAUGGACCUGAGGGGCUGAACGGAGCUCAGGAUGAUGACGGCAGUAAAGAGCUUAAUGCCACUAUCAUUUUGAAAGGAAAUAUCAUUCUCUCAUCAGAAAAAAACAAGGGACCCAAAAAAAGACCCGAGACUUCCAUCACCAAACCAAAAGCCCUAGAUAUCAACUGCCUGGCUUAUAAGCAUUCUGUGGGAAUAAGGUUACCCACGAGAGCAUCAAACACCAGAUGCAGAGGACGGAGCACCCGAGAGACCGCCGACUGCCCCGUGAACAGGAGUUUUGGGUACGGGAACCUAGAAAUUCUUCCCAUGGGCUUGAAGCUCGCUGUGCUUGGUAUCUUCAUCAUUGUCAUCUUUGUUUACAUAACGGUGGAAAGGAAGCCCUUCUUUGGCUAAGUGCUUUAGGAACAGAGCAGGGAGGGAGCAGCUGAGCGCGGCUCCAAGCCUUCCAGCUGCAGGAAAGAACAGAAAGACUG